GUAACCCAAGAGGGCUAUAUAUGACCGGAAUAGAGCUUAAUACCCUUAAAGUUGAGUACUGUGAGGACAACAAACGUUUUACCAAAUACUCAAGGCCGUGCCAAGCAUGAAUCUCUCACACUAAAAUGCUAGCAGCCCUGAGCUUGUCCCUCAUCCCGACUCUGGGGGGCUUGACUCACGAGGGGGGAAAUUAUUACCUAACUUUAGCCCUAAUGCACCACGUGAACCCAGAAAAUAAUUGUUUGAUCGUCCCAAUCCGGUAAACAGAGGCUCCAGACCCCUCGUUCCAGGUAACGACGUGCAUUCGGCAACAUGCCAUUGCCAAGGUGGCGGCAAAAAAUAAGCCCCAAACUCUGCAGUCUCCAUAGAAAGUUAAAUUAAAAAUCGAAAAUAAAAAAUCAUUAAAACAUGUCACCUGGAGAAGAAGGGUUUUCGGCCAUUAUGGGCCAAUCCGAGAGUGAAUGGAAAAUCAAGGGGAAAACUGGGACAUAUAUAUUUCCCCAGAUCCCACAUGGCCCUUCCCCGGAAUGUCCCCGGACUCAUCUUUCUUCGCUACGUGAAAUCCCUUUGUCACAAUGGCCGUCGACAUGUCCUCCGACCGGGAAGCCAAUGACUUCCAGCAUGUCCAGGUUGCCAAAACAUCGAUGUGGCGGUCCCUCGCGAAUAACCCUAAAGUGCUUUUCAUUGCAUUUUUCGCCUCCUUUGGUGGUUUUGAGUAUGGCUACCAGCAAGGUGUCCUGGGACAGUCGUUGGUUAUGACCCGCUUCAUGGAGAACUUCCCCUCAGUGGUGGAUUCCUCCACAGCCACGGGAUGGUUGACUUCGAUUCUGCAGUUGGGCGGAGUUGUGGGGUCCUUGUCUGCAGGUGUUUUGGGUGAAAUCUACUCACGAAAGUACACCAUGUUCGUCGCAUGCUGCUGGGUUAUCCUAGGGAGUUAUCUUUACGUUGGUGCCACGGAUGGCAACCCGUCACUCUUGUACGCCGGACGAUUCUUCACGGGUAUAGGAGUGGGUCUGUUUAGCGGUGUCGGGCCCUUGUACAAUGCCGAAUUGGCAGCGCCCGAGAUGCGUGGUCUUUUGGUAUCUUUCUAUCAAUUCGCCACAAUUCUUGGAAUCAUGAUCUCCUUCUGGGUGGGUUACGGAAGUAACUACAUUGGGGGCACGGGCGAGACGCAGUCGGACAUGGCAUGGCGCCUGCCCUCCAUCGUCCAAGGUAUCCCUGCCGUUUGUCUAGCCUGCGGCAUUUGGUUCAUGCCUUUCUCUCCCAGAUGGCUGGUCAAACAGGACCGGGAUGAAGAGGCCCUCGCCACGCUUGCCUGGAUACGGAAGCUGCCACAGGACAGUGAGCUAGUUCAGAUGGAAUUUCUGGAGAUGAAGGCAGAAGCCCUUUUUGAAAAGAGGGCGUUCGCCAAAGCGACACCCUGGCUAGCCGAAAGAGAAAACAAGAGUGUUUUCAUGAGCCAAAUCGCACAAUAUGCGAACUGUUUCCGGACCAUGGGCAACUUCAAACGGGUCUGCACUGCAUGGCUGGUUAUGUUUUUUCAGCAAUGGAGUGGUGUCGAUGCCAUUAUUUACUACGCGUCUAAUGUAUUCACCAGUCUUGGACUUACGAGUGGUACUGUUGCUCUCUUGGCGACUGGAGUGACUGGCGUGGUCUUCCUUAUCAGCACGAUGCCAGGCAUGUUGAUCAUUGACAAAGUCGGUCGAAAGCCGAUGCUCUUAGUCGGCUCGCUGGUCAUGCUGCUCAGCAUGGUAAUUGUUGGAGUGAUCGUGGCUAAAUUCCGGCACGAUUGGCCUUCUCACGAGGCCGCAGGCUGGAGUGCUGUCGCACUUAUCUGGCUCUAUAUCGCCGGUUUUGGUGCCACCUGGGGUCCUUGUUCAUGGACAUUGGUAUCGGAAAUUUUCCCUCUCUCUAUUCGUGCUAAGGGUGCAUCGAUUGGAGCGUUUAGCAAUUGGAUCAACAAUUUUGCCAUCGCCUUCUUUGUACCACCAAUGCUGGAAGCAUGGGCAUGGGGUACAUAUAUCUUUUUCGCCGUAUUCCUGGGUGUCGGUAUUGUCUGGGUGUGGUUCUUCCUCCCAGAGACCAAGAAUGCGUCGCUCGAGGAGAUGGACCGUGUCUUCAAGAGCAAUACCGGGGAGCAGGACGCCGAGAUGCUGCGUGAGGCGCAAAGAGAGGUUGGCCUGACCGCAUGCAUCGAACGAUUGUCGAAGGGUCCAGUACACAUCGAGAAAGAUGGCUAUGGGUCACAUCUCGAGCAGGUAUAAAGCGGGUUAAUAUGUGACGACCUUGCCGUGUGCUCACGAUAUUUGAAAUAUAUGUAUAAUGCUGUAGUAGACGUUGAAUGAUGACGAACUUGACCUUUAUGAAUAUUGAAUCGCUAGCAUCGCUCAAUUAUGACCGAGGGUAAUUUAAUACAUUGCAUGCGAUAGUGUCGUUUUGGCGUACUCCAGAUCACGAAGCACAGCUGUUUGGAGCGAUAUCCAUGCACUAUAUGCUGGGUGUGCGUAAAUCGCCUGCUUAAAGGCUAUAGCCUUUCAAUUGUUGCUGACGCAAAGCCUUGCGCGUCCAGAUGCGUUUUUGGGGCCAAAUUAGUCUUGGCUAUUUGAAAAACAGCAACCCCUGUUGCACUUGGAAACGGUCAAGCCUUUUAUUGGUGGCGAAGGCAACACCUUCGUAAUCAUAUAGCUGAUAGAAUCUCGUUCGUCUCAUAGCCCCAGACUGCUUCAAGGUCCCUAAGUCGCCAUAGCGCCCCCCAUCCUGUUGUUUGCUCAAUGGUUUUGAAGAGCUUAGCCACAGCUAUAUGUUCGCGCCGAUGAGUCAAAAGCUUUCCGGCGAUAUAUAACGGCUGAAUAGCAUUGAUGAGGUUACCCGGAUGUGGGUUGGUCAGUGAAAUGCCGCACACCCGCCUUGCGUGCCAAACUGAGGAGGCUAAGUGACUUGACG
Molecule: messenger RNA, 2943 nt
Organism: Aspergillus caelatus
Lineage: Eukaryota; Fungi; Ascomycota; Eurotiomycetes; Eurotiales; Aspergillaceae
Product: sugar porter family MFS transporter
Exons: 5
Coding region: 576-2264 (562 amino acids)
Biological process (GO): transmembrane transport; carbohydrate transport
Cellular component (GO): membrane
Molecular function (GO): carbohydrate:proton symporter activity
Source: RefSeq, a predicted model, not a curated record